AAAACUGAACAGUAUCAUGUCAUAUGAACUACACUAAGUAGUGUACCACAUCCAUGUCGUAUACAGUGAGAAGACUAAUGCGAGCUAAGCAAAAGAAGAGGGCGGGAAGUUCCACAGGUAAAGCUUGUGCACUAUUUAUUGAGUGAGGUACCACAGUAAGAUAGUAAAAGAAGACAAUGGAAACAAAGACUAACAUUGAGAGUGCUUCAAAACAUGUUCUGAAUUCUAAUGAUUCAGAACAUGCAUAUGGUAUUUGAAAGAUGUAAUCUACCUUUUGGCUGUGUUUGAGAUGAAGAGAGCGUUAUUUUUAACAAUCUACAUAACUUGAUUUUCUUCUAUUUUCUGUGAUUUACGUUAUUGUACCAUGAAGAAAAUCUGCAGUCAUUAUACCCAGGGGCAUGCAAGUAUCGCUAGAAGAAAAUCUCAAAGGUCACAUAGCCCUAUCACUGCAGUUCAUAAUGGACUUAUUUUCUGAAGCGCAAACAAGUUCGAAGACCAAGCAAUUUUCAGCAUAUAUCCAUCAAUCUGUGAAAUUCAUUAAAGAGUGUAUAAUACAACUGAUAGAUAAAGGAGCCGAGGACAAGUACAGCGUUCAAGAGAUGGUGAAAAAAUUCACGUCAAGCUUAAGUAUUAAAAUUAUGAACCAUAUAUCUGACGAAGGACCUGAUGCCCGGGUUUGGAUACAACAAACUUCGUAUCAGUUGGGAAGUUUGCCGUGUUUUGGCCAUCAGUUAUUGUUCAUCAUUUCAAAACUAAUCGCAGAAGUCACAGAAACUCUAGUAUGUUUAAAUCCUUUUCAUGAAGGGGCAGCUCAAACAUACGAGAAUCUAUACUUCCUAUAUCAGCUUUUCGAGAAAAUUGUGGCGGAUUAUCUCUGUGAGUGGGCGAAUACCGGUGACCUGGAUAUCGAGGUUCUUACGAACACCUUCGAACGUCAUUUUUCUACCGUGAGGCACCUCAUGAAGUUUCCAAACUGGGGUUCAUUAAUUGUUCAGUACAACACCAAGCUGACGGGUGAGAUUGUAGCUCAACUUAGUACUGCCGUGUGUAUUAACCAUUAUGCAGAGGAAAGCCAGCAGACAGCGCUUCUGAACUUGUUAGAACUGGCUAAACACGCAACAACGGAUGUUACUUGAUUUAGUUACUCUGGCACAGUAAUUGUGAAGUUUGAUCACGUGUAUUGUGAAGUAGAUUGAAACUUCGUGAACAAUAUUGCGUAGUUGGUAAAGAUUACUGAACAAAACAAACCACUCUGUGAAUCUAAAAGAAAAAGUACAGUAUGUUGUCGUCAAAUUAUUUGAAACUGUUGUUUCACAGUUACACAGCGGUUCUUCUUAUGCCCGGAUUGUCUACAAAUUUGAGAAAUUUCUAAAAAGAUUAAGUGUACAAUUGUGCUUUGCACAAUACAUUGUGGUAGCUCUCCUCUCACUUGCGAGUACGAAGUGAGCUCGCUCCCCUCAACUAAAAUACAUCAACAUACGGUGGGAUAUGCAGAAACAUUUUCUUCCCACAAUGAUCCAACCCAGGUCUUUGACAUGCUCUCGUCCUGCACACAUGACUCUUCCUCUGGUCGAAGAAUCAGGGUUCAACGUCUAAUAGAGGCUAAUGAUGUACAAUUAUUCUCGUAAGGUCUUACUGCGGAGGCUCUUGCAUACUUGCUGAAUGACUUUCGUUGAGUUCACUAUCAACAGCGCUGGACAUCUCGUCCUCUGGUGUCGGACUCGAUUCGUCCUGCUGUUGUUCCAUUUCUGAAGCCAACGGUCCAUGUUUAGCAGCUGCCUGAAGCAUUCUUCCCUGAACGGCAGAGGAUGCAGGUGAAGUUGCCAGCUGAAGUUCUCCUUUCUCCGCUUGGCCCGUUAAAAGAAGAAUUGCUUGAAUGAAAGACUUGAAAGGCUUCUGCAGUAACCUGAGAGUUG
Messenger RNA from Marchantia polymorpha subsp. ruderalis, 1916 nucleotides. The record is from the annotation of a GenBank genome assembly. Lineage: Eukaryota; Viridiplantae; Streptophyta; Marchantiopsida; Marchantiales; Marchantiaceae.